This is a messenger RNA of Saccostrea echinata, 2007 nucleotides long. Its product is annotated as metabotropic glutamate receptor 2-like. The record is from RefSeq and is a predicted model, not a curated record. The coding region runs from base 1 to 2007 and encodes 668 amino acids. Gene Ontology annotation, cellular component: membrane. Gene Ontology annotation, biological process: G protein-coupled glutamate receptor signaling pathway; regulation of synaptic transmission, glutamatergic. NCBI's taxonomy places the organism in Eukaryota, Metazoa, Mollusca, Bivalvia, Ostreida, Ostreidae. Gene Ontology annotation, molecular function: adenylate cyclase inhibiting G protein-coupled glutamate receptor activity. The transcript is spliced from 7 exons.
AUGGUAGGAGUAAUUGGUCCCGUGACUAGUAGAGAGACACAAUACGUGGCCAGCCUGCUGGCUCUCUUCAAUAUGCCACAGAUUAGUGCCACAGCUACUUCUUCUGUUCUUAAUAACAGAGAGGAGUACAAAUAUUUCAAGCGGACAGUUCCCUCUGACACAUACCAAGCUAAAGGGAUCGUUAAGAUUCUCAGAGCCAAUGGCUGGGAGUAUGUGAGUAUUCUCUACGAAGAUUCCAGCUAUGGAAGUUAUGGCUACAAGGAUUUCAAAAGGUUUGCACGACUUGAAAAUAUAUGCAUUGGUUAUGAGAAACAAACCUCAGAUGGAAUGACGGAAUUAGAAAUCCAUAAAACAGUAACUGAAUUAACUUCCAGAAGGAACUCAAGAGGCAAUAUAGUGGUAGUUCUGUUUAUGCUAUAUCAAAACGCAUACAAAAUAAUCCGCCACAUUCAGGACACGGGCAUUAGAGGCUUUAUCUGGGUCGGAAGUGACGGAUUAACCGGACAUGACCCUCCAAAUGGACUGGAACAUAUCAUGGACGGUGCCAUAGGAAUGACUUUGGAAACGUCUGAAUAUCCAGGAUAUAUCCAAUACGUCAACAGCCAACAAAUUAAAGAUAACCCAAAUCCAUGGUAUGCUGAAUAUCUUCAACAAUAUUUUCCAAACUGUUCAACAGGAAGCUGUGGGCACAUUGAUAAUGCUCGAAUUCCAUUCAUUGCCAAUGUCCGAGAUGCUGUUUACGCAUUUGGGUAUGCCAUGUUGAAUAUUCAUUCAGAAAUAUGCCAGAAUAUCACUGGAUUGUGUGAGAAAAUGAAAGAAAAUUUAACGGGAGAUUUAUUAAUCGAAUACCUUGAAAGACAAAGAAAUAUAGGAUCAGAGUUGAUGCUCAACGUCACUAGGCAGAAAGCAGCGUGUUCUCUGGUAUGUCUUCCUGGCUACAUAAAAAGAUUAACAGAAAUCUGUUGUUGGGACUGUACACCUUGUCCUCCUGGAACCAUCACUAAUUCAUCAGACCAGUACAGCUGUACAGAUUGUUUAUCUGGAUAUACACCCAAUUCAGACAGAAAUGAAUGCAUGCAAAUUCCAGUAUCUUAUUUUACAUAUGGAAAUCCCUUCUCUGUUCCUUUUCUGGUAUUGUGUGCCUUGGGUUCAAUUUUAUGCAUCGUAGUAUCAGUUGUGUUUGUGCAAAAGAGAAACACUCCUCUACUAAAAGCCACUGGUUUUGAAACCAGCAUGGUAUUGCUUUCUAGUAUUCUUUUGUCGUAUAUAUCACCUUUUAUUUUACUAAGCUAUCCUUCAUCUCUAUCAUGUGCACUUUCUCGAUUAUUAAUCGGCAUGAGUUAUACUCUUGCGUAUUCGUCUGUCCUUUCUAAGCUAAUUGUUUAUAAGAGAGCGUUCGAUGUGAGAUCUGGUAUCAAGCAACAAAUGGCAAAAGGACAGUUACUAAGACCUUACAUAUGUACAAUGAAGACUGCUCUGCUACUUUCUCUGGCUCUAUCUGCUUUUCAGUUUCUAAUUAUAAUAUUCUGGCUAAUAAUAGAUACUCCAGAACAUAAGAUAACAUAUGAUCUUACAGCAGAUCCCCCAGUCGGUCACCGAUCGUGUCGAGACUCCAAUAAUUUCAAAUAUUUUGGUUUACUUUUCUGGCCUUUCAUACUUAUGAUUGCAUGUCUUGUUCUCGUCAUCAAAACAAGAAAACUCCCGAAAGGUAUGAACGAUUCACGUGAAAUCAUGUAUUGUUCCUUCACUUCCUUCGUUAUCUGGUUAGCGUUUGUGCCUCUGUAUGUGUUCUCAGCAACUGUUGCAACACGAGUUAUCAGUCUUUGUGGUGCAUUAUUCAUUCACGCCACGAUUUUUCUAACUAGUCUUUUUCUUCCAAAGAUCUACAUUGUGGUCUUUAGACCAGAGAAGAACAGCAAAGAACGUGUAAUGAAAAGUAUGAGUCCCAGUAACUCUCAAAACUCAAGCAGCAUCAAUCCGCACGGAAAAACGAUAGAUAAAGAAUAA